Gasterosteus aculeatus aculeatus (three-spined stickleback) is the source of this 1465-nucleotide messenger RNA. RefSeq names its product pleckstrin homology domain-containing family F member 2-like. Gene Ontology annotation, biological process: endosome to lysosome transport; endosome organization. The record is from RefSeq and is a predicted model, not a curated record. Lineage: Eukaryota; Metazoa; Chordata; Actinopteri; Perciformes; Gasterosteidae. Gene Ontology annotation, molecular function: phosphatidylinositol binding; metal ion binding. Gene Ontology annotation, cellular component: early endosome.
CUAAAGCUCCAACUCCCUUGGGCGACUCCCACGUCACCAGCACAUAAAAGAAGCGCCCGUGCGCCGCAGACUGCACGAUCCCAGGACAGCGUCUCAGCAGCGGGACUUCAUGCGCAACAACAACAACAACAACAACAACAACGCACUAACGAACGGCUCGUGCUGACUUGUCACCUGAACACAAAUGGAUACGGAUGGGAAAUGGUUCUUGUUUACGCAGAACAACCGCGAGCGGAUCCGCGCCGUGGAGAACUCGUUCGGGCCGUCGGGGAAGCCGCUGUACGAACCGGGUCGGUUUCUGCUGGGAGAGGGUCGGCUGGUGAAGAUGACCCGCAAGGGGCCACAGCCCAGAAGGUUCUUCCUGUUCAACGACCUGCUGGUGUACGGCAGCAUCAUCGGCCGCUGGCACAAGAAGCAGAUGAUCAUCCCCCUGGAGGACAGCCAACUUGAGGACCUAGAGAACGGAUUAUCAAUAAAGAACCAGUGGCUGAUCCGUACGCCACGCAAGUCCUUCUACGUGGCAGCCGCCUCCCAGGAGGAGAAGCGGGCCUGGAUCCAGCAAAUCGAGGACUGCCGGUCCAUUCUGCUGCAGAACAGGGACUGCCGGACCAGCUCCCACUUUGCCAAAACCUGUAUCCCCGACUCUGCCUCCGCAAUCUGCAUGCGCUGCUUCGACAGGUUCUCCGUGACCCAGCGUCGACACCACUGCCGGAAAUGUGGCUUCCUGGUCUGCGCUGCAUGCUCCAAGACCCGAGCGGUAAUCCAACACAUCCACCCGACUAAGUGCUGGAGGAUCUGCAUCGGGUGUCACACAAACUCCUCGAGCAGGACGACGGAGGAGGCCCAGCGGGUGUGUCACUGGAACGAGCACCACACAGAGAGGAGAAGCUCGGAUGGAUCAAGUGAGGAGGAGGAGGCCAUGGAGCAGAUGGAGGACGGUGACCCCCCCAAGUGGUUGAACUCCCAGGUGGAGAACUGGCCCAUCUACGUCAACUUACAACCACACUGCACUACAACCGCACUCUGCACCGGGUACCACUCAAGCUCCUCGACCAGGACGACGCAGGAGGCCCAGCAGGUGUGUCACUGGAACGAGCGCCACACAGAGAGGAGAUACUCAGAUGGAGAGGAUGGAUCAAGUGAGGAGGAGGAGGCCGAGGAGCAGAUGGAGGAUGAUGACCCCAAGUGGUUGAACUCCCAGAUGGAGAACUGGCCCAUCUACGUCAACCUACAACCGCACACAUUCAGCCCUGAGCAUAAGAAGGGGGAGAAGAAGAACAGCCUGGUGUGGCCUUGUUAAUGGAUGGACAGGAUGCUUUGGACAGUGGAAGGUCAUUAUCAUAAAUAAUGUAUAAAGUUAAAAUAUAUAUAUUUAUACGGUUCUUAUGUUCAUUUUUUGAUACAUUUGGGGAUUCAUUUCCAUUAGAUGAAUCUGUGAUUUUGGUCAUGUGUUUUAAUGCUUCUA